This is a messenger RNA of Colletotrichum destructivum, 1251 nucleotides long. RefSeq lists its product as uncharacterized. NCBI's taxonomy places the organism in Eukaryota, Fungi, Ascomycota, Sordariomycetes, Glomerellales, Glomerellaceae. Bases 1 to 1251 code for a protein of 416 amino acids. The record is from RefSeq and is a predicted model, not a curated record. The transcript has a single exon.
AUGUCGAGCGGCAAUACCUCGUCCAAGAAGGUGUUGCUACGGACCUUCGAAGACUGGGGCCGCUGGGACGAAGAAUUCCAAACAAAGUCCAUCAGUCUGCAUCUAUGGAAUUGCAUCAACCCAGACAGCGACGAGGCUUUGAUGGAGAAGCCUGGAAGACCGGCAUUCGAAUCUUACAAUCGGAAGAUUCCUCCUAGAGCCACCGACCCGGAGCACCUGUCCCAACAGGGAAGACAGACCCGCCACAGUGGGCAAUCGAGUCAGACGAUCAGCCAGUCCUCGACAGGCGACCCUGCGACUUCGAUUACAGAAACAACCGACCCACAGCUGCGGGCUCGAAACCUAUCCGAACUUACGGCGGACGACAAAGCCUCCUUUACGUUCGAAUGGAGAGUGUACGAGCAAGACUACAAGGAAUACAAAGAACAAGAAACAAAUUCCGAGAAGCUGAAGGCCUGGGUUAUUGACACGGUAGACUAUGGCUUGCGCCAAAGCUCCUGUCGUGCAAUAUGGGACCUCCGGACGUGGUAUUCCAACCUACGGACAAGUGUGGGAGCUACCGAAAGGGAACAGCAAACUGCAGCUCGUCGAAAAUAUCAGGCAGCUACGACAACCCUAACCAGGGUGCCCAAGGAUUUCGCUGGAUGGAUCACUUCCUGGGAAAUGGCUACGAACCAUGCGCUCGUCAGAAAGACUGGCGGAGUGGAGGACCCCAAUACUUGGUUCGACGACUUAACCAAGGCUAUCCAACCAAUUUUGGGUAGUUGGGUCACCAUUUACGCAGGAAUCUACAAAGACAAACUUGAGGAGAAGUCGUUAACGAUCGGAGAGGUCGCGAAGGACCUCAGAAAGGAAGCUGAACGUCGCGAUCUCCUUGGCUUCCAAGAGAAAGGCUCCCAGGUCACCAGAGGCGUAUUUGGUCCGACAUUCGCCGCAGUGCCAGAAACGACAGCCCAGCCAGAUGCUGUACCAAACAACGAAGGGAGCAGCACACACACUCAAGACCAAUCCAACAGCCGAAAGCGAAAACGAACAGCCACCACAGGAAGCACCGGCGUAGUGUGUAAAGCCUGUGACGGCAUUCACGCACUGGAAAAGUGUUAUUACGUUUUUCCAAAGAAUGCACCAGAAUACUUCAAGGGCAGGAAGCUGAUCCGUGACGCGGUUGAGCAUCGGCUCAAGAACGACGCGUCCUUGAAGGAAGAAAUCAACCGCAUCAAGAAAGUCAAGCAACUUGAAGGUGCCGAUUGA